AUGCUGCACAAUUAUCACAAUCAUACAUCAAAUCGAAGGGUUGAAAUUUUCACGUUAAAAAUGUGGAAGAAAAUUCACUUGCGUUUGCCUCUGGCUGGUGAAAUUUUUGCUGGUUUGGAAAAUCAAAUAAUCGGUAAAGCGUCGGGAAAGGAAAACGAAAAACUCACAUUAAACCAUAAUUAG
This is a messenger RNA of Clunio marinus, 183 nucleotides long. Lineage: Eukaryota; Metazoa; Arthropoda; Insecta; Diptera; Chironomidae. The record is from the annotation of a GenBank genome assembly.